Messenger RNA from Epithele typhae, 1296 nucleotides. Its product is annotated as Actin/actin-like protein. The coding region runs from base 1 to 1296 and encodes 431 amino acids. Lineage: Eukaryota; Fungi; Basidiomycota; Agaricomycetes; Polyporales; Epitheliaceae. Gene Ontology annotation, biological process: Arp2/3 complex-mediated actin nucleation. The transcript is spliced from 9 exons. The record is from RefSeq and is a predicted model, not a curated record. Gene Ontology annotation, cellular component: actin cortical patch; Arp2/3 protein complex. Gene Ontology annotation, molecular function: actin filament binding.
AUGUCUCUCCUCGCCCCCAUCAUCUGUGACAAUGGUACUGGGUACUCGAAAGUUGGGUUCGCCGGAAACUCGGACCCAUCAUUCGUGUUCCCUACCGCAAUUGCUACUCGCGGGCCUGCUGCACAGUCGAAUCGGCCAGGCCCGGCUGUUCCCUCGAAACCUGGACAUUUAGCUACCAAGCGCGGAGUCGAGGACCUUGACUUCUUCAUCGGCGAUGAGGCCCUGGCCAACGCGCAGACUCCCGGCUAUGGUAUCAACUAUCCGAUUCGCCACGGCCAGAUCGAUAACUGGGAUUACAUGGAGCGGUACUGGGAGCAGACGAUUUUCAAGUAUCUGCGCGCGGAGCCCGAGGACCACUACUUUCUCCUGACCGAGCCGCCGUUGAACGCACCGGAGAACCGCGAGCAGACGGCGGAGAUCUUCUUCGAGUCCUUUAACAUCAAGGGCCUCUACAUCGCCGUCCAGGCCGUGCUCGCGCUCGCGGCGUCCUGGUCCUCGAACCGCGUCACGGACCGCACCCUCACCGGCACAGUCAUCGACUCGGGCGACGGUGUGACGCACGUUAUCCCGUGCGCGGAGGGUUAUGUCAUUGGCAGCGCUAUCAAGCACAUCCCCAUCGCCGGACGCGACAUCACGCAGUUCGUGCUCAACCUUAUGCGUGAACGUGGGGAGAUGGCGAGCGUACCCCCCGAGGACCAGCUGAGGGUGGCAGGAAAGGUCAAGGAGCAGUACAGCUACGUCUGCCAGGACAUUGUCAGGGAGUUCAGGAAGUACGACCAAGAGCCGUACAAGUAUUUUGCUCGCUACGAAGGCGAGCACACCGUGACAGGCAGGAAAUACGAGAUCGACGUCGGCUACGAACGCUUCCUCGCGCCCGAGAUCUUCUUCAACCCGGAGAUCUAUUCCUCCGACUUCCUUACCCCCCUUCCUGAGAUUGUCGACGGUGUCAUUCAGCAGUCCCCGAUUGAUGUUCGUCGUGGCCUCUAUAAGAACAUCGUGCUGUCUGGAGGCUCGACCAUGUUCCAGCACUUCGGGAACCGUCUCAAGCGCGACCUGAAGCAGAUUGUAGACAGCCGUCUAGACGCGAGUGCCGCAGCCAGCGGCAGCCAGCUGCGCUCUUCUGGCGUUGAUGUUGAAGUCAUUUCUCACAAGCGGCAGCGCUACGCCGUAUGGUUCGGUGGAUCGCUCAUGGCUUCCUUGCCCGAGUUCUAUUCGUUCUGCCAUACCAAGGCUCAGUACGAUGAGAUUGGUCCCAGCAUCUGCAGACGGUACCAGAUUUUCGGCAGCGCCACCUAG